Messenger RNA from Bombina bombina (fire-bellied toad), 643 nucleotides. It is a transcript of the gene RAB33A, whose product is annotated as RAB33A, member RAS oncogene family. Gene Ontology annotation, cellular component: Golgi apparatus; endosome. The record is from RefSeq and is a predicted model, not a curated record. Lineage: Eukaryota; Metazoa; Chordata; Amphibia; Anura; Bombinatoridae. Gene Ontology annotation, molecular function: GTP binding; GTPase activity.
UACUGGGUGUGAUUGUGUGUCAGCAGGCUCAGGCAGCAUCGUCAAGCAUCACUGCAGCCAUCCUUGUUCCUCCUGCAGAUGCAGCGUGCGCGAGCUGUGUAUGGCGUGCCCGCCGCCCUCUUCUUUAGAGGACUCAGUCCAGCUGAGGAUCUUUAAGAUUAUUGUUAUUGGGGAUUCUAACGUGGGUAAAACGUGUUUGACCUUCCGAUUUUGUGGAGGGAGCUUCCCAGGGUCCAGUGAGGCAACAAUAGGUGUAGACUUCAAAGAGAAGACAGUGGAAAUUGAUGGAGAAAGAAUCAAGGUCCAGGUGUGGGACACCGCUGGUCAAGAGAGGUUCCACACUUUGGUGGAGCAUUAUUACAGGAAUGUACAUGGCGUAGUCUUUGUCUAUGAUGUUACCAAACUCAGUUCAUUCCACAACCUUAGGACAUGGCUUCAAGAAUGUGAAGGCCAUGCUGCCUGCUUUGGUACCUCGGGUCUUAGUGGGAACAAGAGUGACUUGAAGGAGCAAGUGGAGGUCCCUCCUGGCCUUGCAUUAAGCUUUGCCCAAGCCCAUAAGAUGACUCUGUUCGAGACUUCAGCCAAAGAUCCCAUCACAGGCACAGACUGUGGAGAGCAUAUUUACUGUCCCUUUGCCCUGUAG